AUGAAGCGCGAUCGGCGCGGCCGGUUCUUGGCGGCCGCGGGCGGCCCCGCGGCGGCGGCCCCCGAGCCCCGGCGGCGGGACGGGCCGGCGGCGGCGCGGCCGCGGCCACAGCCCCAGCCCCAGCCCGCGGCGGGGUGGGCCCCGGCGGGUGCUGCCUGGACGCGGCCCCCGGAGGCAGGAAUCGGCCGAGCCCUGAGCACCGGGUAUUGCCGCCUCUGCCACGGGAAGUUCUCCUCCAGGAGCCUGCGGAAUGCUUUUGGGAAGGUGCCCGUGAUGGGGGAGAACUCGGAGAAGCAGCGCCGCGUCGAUCAGGUUUUCUUCACCGACUUCCAGCGGCUGGUCGGCGUGGCCGUGCGGCAGGACCCCGCGCUCCCCCAGUUCGUCUGCAAGAAAUGCCAUGCCCAGUUCUACAAAUGCCGCAGCGUCCUCAGGACGUUUAUCCAGAGGGUGAACGCGUCUCCCACGGGCCACGUGAAGUCGAAAGGAAAGAGCGGCGCGGCCCAGGCCCAGCCGGGCGCGGAAGGAGGUGCCUCGUGUCUGGUCGACCUGAUCACCUCCAGCCCGCAGUGCCUGCGCAGCCUGGUGAGCUGGACGCACGCCCACGCCGGGGGCUGCCCCUCGGCGCCCGGCCUGCGGAGCGUCCUCUCCUCCGAGUACUGCGGCGUCAUCCGCGCCGUCUGGGGCUGCGGCGACGGGCACGACUACGUCAUGGACACCGAUUCGGACUGUAGCACGGCGCUGGUCGACAACGCUUUGGCUGUCAAGCGGGAGUGGGGCAAGGGCGCGGCGCAGCGCUUGACUGACAACGGGGCAGGGGCAGGCAACGCCGAGGCUGUCUCCGCGCCCAAAGCCCAGCACGCUCCAGUAAGGACGGCUCCUUGCCAGCAGCCCGCGAACACGGGGACCGCACCGGCGCCGCUCGGCGUGGAGAACGAGCCACCGCCCGGCAGGGAUUCAUCUCGCUCGCAACCGGACAGCACGGCCUCCUCGCAGGAGCAAGCCCUGCCGCAGCCCGUGUCGCCACUGAGCAGUGCCACAGGACAGUUGAGUGGGAAGCAGGUUCUGUCUGCAACGUCGGAUGAGCGGGUAAAAGACGAGUUCAGUGACCUUUCUGAGGGGGACUUCUUGAGCGACGAUGAAAACGAGAAGAGGAACGUGCAAUCUUCGGACGACUCCUUCGAGCCUUACCCCGAAAAGAAGGUUUCUAGCAAGAAAAGCGACGGCAAAGAAGCGAAGAAGGCGGAAGAGCCCAAAAUAAGGAAGAAGCCGGGGCCUAAACCGGGCUGGAAAAAAAAAAUCAAAUGUGAAAGGGAGGAGCUGCCUACCAUUUACAAGUGUCCUUACCAGGGCUGCACGGCCGUCUACCGCGGGGCGGACGGCAUGAAGAAACACAUCAAAGAGCAUCACGAAGAGGUUCGGGAGAGGCCCUGUCCUCAUCCUGGCUGCAACAAGGUGUUCAUGAUUGACCGGUACCUACAGCGUCACGUGAAGCUCAUUCAUACAGAGGUACGUAACUAUAUCUGUGACGAAUGCGGGCAGACCUUCAAGCAACGCAAACACCUCUCGGUCCACCAGAUGCGGCACUCGGGAGCGAAGCCCCUCCAGUGUGAAAUCUGUGGGUUCCAGUGCCGGCAGCGAGCGUCGCUCAAGUACCACAUGACCAAACACAAAGCGGAGACGGAGCUGGAGUUCGCUUGUGACCAGUGCGGGAAGCGCUUCGAGAAGGCCCAUAACCUUAACGUCCACAUGUCCAUGGUGCACCCUCUGACCCAGACUCAGGACAAAGCCAAGCCACUGGAGCCAGAGCCCAUCCUCCUCCUCAGUACUUCAGGGACUUCGGAAAGCCAGGCAGUAAAGCUCGAAGUGACUGCGGCGCAGGAGCCCACCUGAGGGGGCCGGGGACGCUUUCCCAGUCCAGCCCUAUAGAAACCGUACGGCAGAGUGGAGAUUUUUAAUCUGUGUUUUAGUCUCCCAAAGAACUCAGUGGAAUUAGCUUCAGCUUGCUCAGAAAAAAAAAAGCUUGUUAUCAUG
Molecule: messenger RNA, 2031 nt
Organism: Tyto alba (common barn owl)
Lineage: Eukaryota; Metazoa; Chordata; Aves; Strigiformes; Tytonidae
Gene: ZNF276
Product: zinc finger protein 276
Exons: 11
Coding region: 1-1890 (629 amino acids)
Biological process (GO): regulation of transcription by RNA polymerase II
Cellular component (GO): nucleus; kinetochore; chromosome
Molecular function (GO): chromatin insulator sequence binding; zinc ion binding
Source: RefSeq, a predicted model, not a curated record